CGACGAAAGAAGUAGAUCCAAGACCGAAGAGCGCGCUAUUAACAUGCGCAAUAUCAGAACAAGAAUGACCCAACGUUGAUAUGGAUAUCUCUUGGUUCUCUCCUGCUCAAAAAUACGUUCAUCAGUUGGAACAAGCGCGGCCACCAGCAGCACGACGUGAGGACCCGAGCGUAAACACGGGAUCGGCCCCCAGCCUUCCGCCAAGCGAUUCAACCUCCCGUAGAGGCGCAACCAUCAUAAAUUGCCUAGCACCGUAAAAAAACCCGGCAUCGCCACUUCAAGAUGGACCUGUUAAACGAAACCGCGCGCAUCUAUGGCGUUCUCAACUGUUACAUUCUCAACUGUUACAUGAAUUUGUGAUGCAAGAAUGGCAAAAGUGAUAGGAGAGAUCUUGCGCGUCUUGCAUGACAGAUUUGGCGCCGAUUAUCGGCCUGCUUGGCCCUCUGAGAAUUUGUCAUGCGAAGCAGCUUGAUGGUGUAGAUUCUGUAGGCAAUUCUGCAUGACAAAUCAUGUAACAGUUGAGAAUGUAACGUUUGAGAACGCCAUAGCAUCUGGGUGGAGAACCACCCGACACUCGGGUGGUGCGCGGCGCGCGUUGACGGGGUAGAUGACGACGGCAACUACAUCGCGGUAGACGAAGAGGUAUGCAUUGAAAAAGUAUCGUACUAGUAAGACUAGCAUUACAAAUAUUUCCAGAAGGAAAAAUGAAAUUUGUAAUGCUGCAUGAGCUAAGGAACCAGAUUUGUCAUGCAUAACAGCAAUUAAGAGUGCGAUACUUUUGCGCUGCAUAACAGGGGCAGCAGUUCAAGGUCCCCCAGGACAAAGCCACGAGCGUCGAUCCCUCGUGUCUGAAGGGCGUCCAGGACUUGCUCACCCUGGGGGAUUUCAACGAGGGCUGCCUGCUGCAGAAUAUCCGGCUGCGGUACUUCGAGGACAAGAUCUACACGGGGAUCGGCGCGCCCAUUCUGGUGUCGCUGAAUCCCUACCAGAAGCUGACGACGCUCUACUCACCCGAAACCAUGGCAGAGUACCGCAGACUGUCUUCGGUAUCAUGCACUUUUUAGUUCUUGUUACAAGUGUUCUUCGUCAUCGUCGUGUUUUUGCCGCUACUGCGGUUGAACAUUUUUUCAGGUACAAAUGGAUUCAUUCUACUAACUUAAACUCGUUUUACCAUAUCAAUUGUACUCUUUGACGACCUUGUUGAGCAUCCUGUUCACAAAAGAUGCUGCGUUACUACAUAGGUCCGCAAGCAAAACCGCGACCUGAGUGUGGCCCCGCAUCUGUUCAGCGUUGCUUCGGAGUGUUACGACACGAUGCUGGAGGAGCGGUUGAAUCAGUCCAUCAUCAUCACGGGCGAGUCGGGCGCAGGCAAAACUGAGGCGACAAAGCGGAUUUUGAACUACGUCGCCAACAUCCAGACACCAGCGUCCGCAACGGCAACUUCUGCUGGAACCACGGCAGCUUCAUCGCCCGCGGUUGGCUCUUCCGCCUCGUCUUCCUCCACAGGAGGAGGCCCUGCGAGUUCUAGUUCUAAGCGGAGUAUCGAAGACCAGGUGUUGAAGAGCAACCCGAUUCUGGAGGCGUUUGGGAAUGCCAAAACGGUCCGGAACGACAACAGUUCGCGUUUCGGCAAGUUCAUCGAGAUUCAGUUCGACGCGCAGGGCAAACUGCGGACGGCGAACAUCCGGAACUACUUGCUGGAAAAGUGCCGUAUGAAAUGCAAAUAUGUCUGGGUCUGGAUGAGUACAAGGUUUGUCAUGCAUAUUUUCCAUGCGUCGUGACGUGAACGUGAUGUCUGUGAUGCAUGCCUAGCAUCACAGAUUCUGCGAGAGCUUUCUGAUGCUCCUACCGCAUGAGAAAUGCCGUCUUUGCGUAGCAACAACUGGACCUCUUAUUUUCCUGUUCAUGCAAAAAUACAGAUUUUAUGUAGAAUCCAAUGGCAGCAUCACAAGUUGUUGCACCCUUCCAUACCCAGACACAUUUACAUUUGAUAUGCCGGAUCACAGCGCAACAGGCGAACGAGCGGAACUACCACGCCUUUUACUUUCUGCUCGCCGGGGCGCCGGAGAAACUGUUGGCGCAGCUGCAUCUAACGUCCGAAUCCGUGCCAGAGGAUUUCGACUUCGUCUCCGUCUGCAGCGUCAUCGAGGGUGCGGAAUUCUCCGACGAGGAAGAAUUUUUGAACGUGCAGGACUGCCUGCACCGGCUGAAGUUCAGCAAGGACGAGAUCGAAACGCUGUGGAAGUGCUGCGCGGCGGUUCUGCUGCUGGGGAACGUGGAUUUUCUGGAGACCCCGGUGGACGGCUCGGAGGACAACGUGGAGAUUGCGGACCACGAGAGUGUCUGUCCGCCCAUCUGCGACUUGCUCGGGAUACAAGUGGACGCGUUGCGCGGGGUGCUGCGGUCGAAGAAGUUUUACGACCCGAUCUCCAAGGCGAUGUUCACGUCGCCGCUGCGGGUGGAGCAGGCAAAGCAGGUGAAGUUGUCGAUCGCGAGAACGCUCUAUUCCCGCAUGUUCGACUGGAUUGUCUCCCGGAUAAACAGCAGCAUGCAAGAGGAAAACAAAGCACAGGGAACGUCAAAUUCUGGCGGUGCAGCGACUCCAUCAGGUGGAAAUCCAAGCGCCGCGGGCCGCGCGUCCGCCACUGGGAGCAGUUCGUCUACCGGUCGCGGGGCGGCAGCGAGGCAGGCCGCGCAGGAUGCUAGCGGGCACAAGGUCGGGCUGCUGGACAUCUACGGGUUCGAAGUGUUUGAAUGGAACUCGUUCGAGCAGCUGUGCAUCAAUUUUGCGAACGAGAAGCUGCAGCAACACUUCAACAGUCACAUGUUCCGCAUGGAGCAGAAGCUGUACACGGAGGAAAACAUCAACUGGAAUCACAUCACGUGUAUGCAUUGCAAAACUAUCGUACUAGUAUAAAUCGCAUGACAAAUAAGUUUUCCAGAAGGAAAAAUGGAAUUUGUCAUGCAGAUUCAGGUAAGAGAGGAAGACUAGAUCUGUAAUGCAAGGCUGUCAUUUAUACGAGUGCGAUACUUUUGCUGAGGAUAACGUGGCUGGACAACCAGGAAGUAAUCGACGCACUGGAGAAGAAGCCGAACGUAUCAAAAGGAAAAAUCCCCCCUCCCCAUAUCAAAACGGAAAUCUGUGAUGCAGAUUUGUUGUCACAAAUAAGGUUUGUCAUGCUACACGGGAAAAGAUGCGGAGGCGGACUGUAGUGCUGGGUGGCGUGGGGGAGCCUUGCAUCUUCAGCAUGAUAGGAGGCAGCUGAGAGUGGGAAACAGCAUGACAAAUUGCCUGCAAACGAGACCACGACUGCGGCUCUUGGCCUUCUAGCGUGACAAGUCGAUUUGGUACCUCAAAUCCUGCAUCACAGAUUUCCAUUUCGAUAUGGGGAGGGGGGAUUUUUCCGUUUGAUAGAACGGCGUGUUUCCCCACCUGGACAGCACGUGUCUCGGGCCGAACGCCACCGACGCCGCGUUUCUCCAGGCGUUGUACACGAAGCCGGCGAAGCCCAACAUCAUUUACAACCCCUCGAAGCAGAAAACGGACCUGUUCGGGGUCGCGCACUACGCCGGCGAGGUUUUGUAUUCCGUCGACGGGUUUUUGGACAAGAAUUAUGAGAAACAGACGGACGAAGCGCUGGAAAUUCUCCGGGAAAGCAAGAACGACCUGAUAAAGAAGUUCAUGGAGUUUUCCAGUUCUGGCACUGCUGGUGGAGCGGAUAACUCCUCCUCUUCUGCUGCAACUUCUUCUGCCGGCGCAAGCAGAUCCUCGACCGCGGGGCGCGGAUCCGUCGGCAUGCGCGGAAGCCGGUCGAUGACGAGCGGGGCCCGGGGCAGCGCCAGUGCGACGGACAAAAUCAAGGGCCCCCAGGGGACCGUGUCCAGCACGUUUCGCGAACAGCUGGACGCGCUGGUGGCGGACCUGAACAAAACGCAUCCGCGUAUCCUGCGUAAAAACGUACCCACACCAUAGUCAAGAUGGGGAAUCGGCUAGACAAAUCCACAAGUUUUGGCUGUUUAGCAUGACAAAUUUGGACUCGUAUUGUAGUGCUGUUUGAGCUAGCUCAGGAGCAUCACAGAUCUAGCAUACCAUGCUGAUUGGAGCAUGACAAAUUGCAAAACACGACUAUAAAAUGCUUCUCAUGGGGCUCCGCAUGAGAAACAUUUUCAGCAUGCAUGUCCCUAUUGAUGGGUUUUAUCUUUCUCUUCCUCAGGAAUGUAUGGAUAUAUGUAGAAAAGAGGUAAAUUUAAAUGAAGAGAAAGAUAAAAAAGAAAAAAGACUGAUUGGACUCAGACAAGCUUCUUUGUUUUUCAGUGCCACUUGUUACACCCGGAAUACGCUCAAGUGCCAACAGGGCGAGAGCCCUGCAAGACCGGGCGUCAAAAUAAGUCCAGACGGGAAAAACGCCAAAGAUACCCGCGCCUUCUGCUUAACUGUGUGAAAUAUUGUGUCGGCCCGGUUCUGCUCAGACAGGCUGGAUCCCGUAGAUCAGAUUUCACAUGUUAAGUAACGCACACCGGCCUCCUAGCAAAAAACUAAUGAUGAAUUUAUAUGAGCAAAGUGAUGAAGAUAGAGCGCAGCGGCUUACUGCGCAGCGUCGGUUCGUGCACGUGUGUCGCCCUUCGUUCGUUGCUUCCAGGAGCAUGAUCGCAAAUUCGUACGCUCCUCCUGCUUUGAAAAAAAAAAUCCGAUCUUCCCGUCUGCCCCCAUCUUCCCAUGUAGAGUUAGGUCUCUGCCCUUUUAUUGCUUCUCUCGUGUAGAUGUGUUGUUGUUUUACCUGACUCGCCUUCUUAGCGCUAGCCCGCGUAGCCCGCGUCCUUGCAGGGGCAGCUGUUUUUUUUCCGCCUUGCCAGCGGGUUUUGUCGCGGGGAAGAAAGCAAUCUGGGUUCAACGGUCCCCGCCCCCCCAUCAUCGUGGGUUCGACGGCCCCCGCCCCAAAGGAGACCACUUAGAAAUAUUUUUUUUGUAGAGUGCAAAUUUUCACUGCGAUCAACCGUUCACCAUCGGCUGAAGCUGCACAUGCAUCCGGAGUAGUUUUGAAAAAUUAACUUUAUUGCCCGCGGCUUACGGGUUUCGUCUAAAGGUUCUUCGUCAGGGUGCGCGGUUUCUAUUAUUGGCGUUCGGCUUGGUCGCACCCUAUGGCUAGUAUCUGAGAUCAGAAGACCAUUUAUUUCGGGGGACAGUAGCGCGCGAAAAAAGUUCGUCGCGGGGGCACCCCGCAUGGUUCGUUUUUAUAUGCUUUCCGCACCAUGCAUCGAUGGCCGGGGGUUCGGUCGUGUUUCCCGCUGGGCUUUUCAAACGCGGGUUUGCAAAGCCCGUUUGCAUAGGGCGUUCCCAGUAUCCGCGUUUACAUAGAUCCCGGAUAUCGCCCCCUAUGGGCAACUAUCUCCCUAGACAGUGGCUCCUCCCUAUCUUUACUACCGUCAGGUGCAGCGGCUUUCUGCACAUAGCGCCUAGUCUCGACCCAUAUCGACCCCCCUUGCUAUUCGUCCCACAGCAUAGCAACGUCCGCCGCGGCUUACGGCUAUAGACGUUAACUAUAUCGUGGGGAUUUUCUAUGCGUGUGUCCGGUCCGAGUUCGAAAAAGGGUUCAGGGGUGACCCCCCUGUAUGCAUGCGGAUUUAUGCUUCCGAAGGGUUUAGGGUUUUGAUUUGUAUGGACCAAUGCGGCGCGCACAUCGAGUUUCCUGGCAGUGUCGACCUGCUGUACACGGCGUAACCCCCGGCGGAAAUAGACCGGAAAACGCAUCUGAAACUGAAACUGAAACUAUGAGAAAGAGGGGCCUAAUCAAAAAAAAAAAAAGAUUUGCAUUACAAGUAUGGGGUGGGUACGUUUUUACUCAGGAUACCGCGGUACAUCCGCUGCAUCAAGCCCAACGCGAACAAGGCUAUGACCUGCUCAAACGUUACAAUCUCAAAUCGGUUACCAUAGAAUCUGGAAUUUGUGUUGCAUGAUGGGCAUGACAGACUCGCACAGCGUUCCACCUUUUGCAAUACAAAUUUCGACAGAAUGUAGUGGGCUUUCGAGACCCGGAACUUGUCAUGCGCAACCCUAUGAGAGUUGGCUGGAUCAUGCUCAUCAUGCAAGACAAAUCUCAGAUUCUAUUGUAACGCUUGAGAUUGUAACGCCUGAGCGGGUUAUAAAGGCGGCGCACGACUUUGACUCGAUCGACGUGUUGCGGCAGUUGCGGUGCGCGGGAAUGCUGGAAGCAAUACGGAUUCGGCGCGCGGGGUACAGUGUGCGUCGACCGUUUCGGGAGUUUCUCAUGAAGUACGGCCGCCUGCAUGCGCAGUUGAAGGUAUAGCUUUAGAGACGACGUGGAGCUGAUUUGUGUACUAAGUUGUGAUUCAGUUUCUGUGUUAGUUUGUCUCUGUACUAAAUGAAAAAUAGUAAAUUUCCCGAUCCACCAUUGCAUGGAGCACGAAAAAGAACUCGAAAAAAUCGAGGUCAAAGGCGCAAGCGAGGCGGACCACAAGGGCCUGUGUACGAAGCUUCUGGAAUAUCUCGAGACCAAGCUGAACACCAAGGAAAAGAUUGGCGAACACAGCUGGCAGAUCGGGCGGAGCAAGGUUUUUUUAAAGGAAGAUUUGCAGAAGCUGCUCGAAUCAGAGCUGAACGCGGUGAUAACGGAGUUCUGCGUGAGAAUUUCCAAGAUGUACCGCGGCUACGCCUGCCGAUCGAAAUAUCGAAAGCAGCGAAAAGCCGCGGUCGACAUCCAGGCCUUCUGCAAGUGCCUACUCGCCGUCCGGCGGUGUCAAGCAGAGCUGCAGAAGAAGCGCGCAGCGACAAAGCUGCAGGCGAAGGCCAGGGGCUGGAAGGAAAGACGGAUUUUUUCAAAGACCAAGAAGUCGAUCCUGCAGGUGCAAACGCGUUGGCGGGGCGUGCUGGUCCGGAUUCAUCUUGGUGACUUUCGCACGCUGAAAGACAAGCGCGACGCCGAGCGAGCGAGACAGAAGAUCCAGCGACAGCAGGAAGACGCAGAAAGAAAAGCCUUGCAGGAGAAGGUUCGAGAACAAGAAUUGCAGCUGGAAGAAUCGAAGAAACAAGCCACACUAGAGGCAGAAGAAAGGAUAAAAAAAGAAGCGGAGCAACGGGAGAAGCUGGAGAAGGUAAAGAUUUCUUUACGAUUCCAAGUUUUUUUUCUGGCUUUCCUGAACGUGCGCUCGGCCUGUCAUUGCUGACUUGCAUUCAUAAGUACUUUCUUCUAGUCUCUUGCCCACUAAUGAAAAGUUCCCCGAGUAAAUGGACACUUGCCGAUCCGAAUUCCAAAAAUUUCAAACAAAACAGGAAAAGCAACUUGCAGCGGAUCGAAAGCGGCAAGAGCAGGAACAAGCUGCCGCUGCGAAACUGCUUGAAGAGAAAAAGGCUUUCGAGGAACAGGAAGCGCAGCGGAAGAGAGAGUUCGAGAAGGAGCGCGAGAAGCUGAAACAGGAGCAGGCCAAACUCCGGGAGGAGCGCUCCGCCGCGGAAAAAGAGACCGGCUCGACGAUUCGGCAGCUGCAGGGUGAAGUCACACGACUACAGGCGGAUCUAGAGUUUUCGCAGGAGACUUCGGAGAAGUACAGGAAAGACGCGGCGAUGUACCGGGAGGAAAUGGAGAAAGCCGCGGAUGUGGCGACCACGAACAGUAAGAAGCAACAAGAAGAGUUGAAAGACGUUCGUCGGCAGCUCGUCGACCUGCGGGACCAGGUGCGCACUUUGGACGACGAGAAGCAGCGAAAAACCGAGGAAGCCGCGAACGCGCAGCUCAUGCUGGAGGCGAAAGAGACGGAACUGCAGCUGAGCUCGACGGAGCUCCGGAAACUCACCCAGGAACAGGGUAGCAAAGAGCAGCGAAUCACGGAACUGGAAGACGAACUGACGCAGCAAAGUAACUCCGCAGACGACAAAGUCCGCGAUUUGGAGCGGGCUUUGGAGGAGGCGAAGUUCAACAACGAGACGUUGGAACGCAGUAAAAAGACCCUGCAGGAGCUUUGCAGCACCAACGCGGACGAAAGUCGCAGCAGGAUCGCGGAUCUGGAGGCCGCGGUAAGGAAAUUGAAAAACGAAAUUGACGACGCGAACAAAGCCCGCGACGACAUGCAGAUCGAACUGGAGUUCAACCAGAAAAAACUCGAAGACUUGCGAGAAAAGCUCCUCGCGCAGGCCACCGCCCCGACGGCCGCGAAGCAGGACACAACCACUGUGACGACCGGCAGCGGCGGGAAAUCCUCACCGGAGAACGACGAGUCCCGGCCGACCAUCGCGAACCACAUGGAAUUUUUGGCCAUGUUGGAGAAGGACAAAAAGAGCAUCGAAGUUGGGGAAGUCGUGCUUGAGGAAGAGGACGGUACGCCGGCAUCCGCUGCCUCGGGAACCACGGACCAGGCCAUGCUGCGGAAGCAAUUGCAGGAACGGAACCGGAAGCUGGCGGAACAUCACGCAGCCUACACGGAUCUGAAAGCGGAGUACGACAUUAAGCGCGAGGAGAAUCGAAGGUAUAGAAGUAGUUCGAAAAAAUUUCAUGUAGGACAUCAAGUUCGGGCCUGCAAGAAAAUUCUUACAGUUCUGAGGGAGCCGCGACUCUAUGUCGUAAGUCGAGCGUUAUUGAUUCAAACGAAUCACUCAGGUACGUCAACGAACUCGCCCAACUCCGCAACGGGAAAGCGCAGUUGGAAAUGAAGCUUUCUGGCAUGGUCAGUGGCGACGAGAUGAAGGCCUUGAGAGCGGAGAAAACUGACCUCGACGCGGCCAACGCCCGACUAACUUUCUCCGUCACGAAUUUGGAAAAGCAAAAGGCCUUUUGCGAAACGAAAAUCGAGAAACUGGAAGAGGAAAUCGAGGAAAAGCGGAAAGCCAACAAGGAGCUGGCAAACAAACUCCAAUUGGCACAAUUAAAAAUGGCCAACAGCGAGGCUGACGCCGCUUCCCCCUCGGAAACUGGACCCCACGGGUCCUCCUCCUCUUCGGCGACCCACCAGGACGCGCUCACCGAGCGGGCCGACCGCGCGGAACGGGGGUACCAGGAGAUGAAGAAGGUAAAUCAGCAGUUUCGCGAGCAACUAGAGUUGCAAAUGAAGGACCUGCGAACGAAAAACGAGGAAUUACGAGCCGUGCGCCUCGAAAAGAUCCGCUUGCAGCGCGACACCGAGGAGGCGCAAGCGGAACUGCAGGGGGCACAGGAGGAACGGGAUAAGCUGGAGGGGACGAACAAAUACUACCUGGCGAAAGUGAACGAGCAGCGGGAGGAGCUCAGCAAAAUUCGGCAGGAAAACAAGAUGAUGCAAAAUGAACGACUGUCGGAAAAGUUGGAAUACGAGAAGAAAUCGUUACUCGUGGACCAACUGAAGGCGCGGAACGAGGAGCUCGUGUUAGAAACCUCGCAGCGCGGGACCGACAUACUAGCGAAAACGCUGGGCGGCGGAACGUGAGACGCCCGGAAUUUUUGCGGUUUCACAAUAAAUAAAACCCAAAUGAAUUGCAGAAAACCCGUUUCUAUACGUAUAGCUCAUCUCACUACUACAGAAGUUUCAAUACGCAAAAGUGCGCGGAUAUCCCUUUGUAUGAUUGAUACAAGACCUUCGAACUGAAGGUGGGACACCAGCACAAGCUCUGCGCUUACUUAGUUUCAAAACGAAGAGAAAGCCG
Molecule: messenger RNA, 9628 nt
Organism: Amoebophrya sp. A120
Lineage: Eukaryota; Dinophyceae; Syndiniales; Amoebophryaceae
Source: the annotation of a GenBank genome assembly